AUGGACCAAAUACCGCCGUACGAGUUUACCAAGUAUGUGCUCGCCGCGCGAUCGGCGGUCGCCGCGUGCUCGGCCUUCGAAGUGCUGCUCAUUCUGUUCGGCGCGCUCGGCGACAGCGGCUUCGUUUCGAAGCUCAUCUAUUUUCUACUCGUUGGAGCAUCGGCAGCGGUCUCAGCGCACAAUUUAGCUUUGAACGUUGAUGGACGCGAGGAGAUCAAAAAGGUGAUGACAUCCACGGAUAAUGAAGUUCGCGGCCGCUCUGCUGCCUUGGUCUUUGUGCCAGCGUUUGCCGGAGUGUUCGUCUUCCUGUGCGUCUCUGGCCACAUCUUCUUCUCGCUGUUCGUCCUCAUUCACGUGCUCGCCUCUGUCGGCCAACUUGGAAUUGAAGCUUAUGAAGUGAGCAAGAACAAGGGCGGUGCUCCGGGAGAUCCGGCUUCGUCAUCGGCUCCUCCGGCCCAAUAG
This is a messenger RNA of Caenorhabditis bovis, 462 nucleotides long. NCBI's taxonomy places the organism in Eukaryota, Metazoa, Nematoda, Chromadorea, Rhabditida, Rhabditidae. The record is from the annotation of a GenBank genome assembly.